Molecule: messenger RNA, 1584 nt
Organism: Ipomoea nil (Japanese morning glory)
Lineage: Eukaryota; Viridiplantae; Streptophyta; Magnoliopsida; Solanales; Convolvulaceae
Product: protein FAR1-RELATED SEQUENCE 5-like
Exons: 6
Coding region: 1-1584 (527 amino acids)
Biological process (GO): regulation of DNA-templated transcription
Molecular function (GO): zinc ion binding
Source: RefSeq, a predicted model, not a curated record
AUGAGUAACGACGAUGUACUGCCACCGUUGCAACCACCCAGCGUUAUUGACGAACCUGUCGUGCCAUCAGGGGCGAAUGCGACAGAGAGUGGUAGCAUGGAUGUGUACACCACCGUACCAGUUAAGUAUUGGUGGCCUACAGUGGAUAGCGCUAUUACCCCGUUCGUUGGGCGCCGCUUCAAAACACUAGCAGAAGCUAAUGUCGGUGGUUCUAAAAGUUUCCGGUUAUGCAAGGAGGCAGCGGGGUCAUUUGCUGAUGUUGGAGCAACAGAUAUGGAGUUUCACAAUUUCAAGCGAGACCUCCAACAGUAUGUUGAUGACAAGGAUGGGGAGAUGAUCAUUGCAAAGUACAGUUUGGUGUUUGUACCUUUUACUGUGGUCGACAACCACAAACGGUGUAUUACAUUUGGCGCAGCAAUGAUAAAUAGGGAGGACACGGAAUCAUAUGUGUCGGUUCUAGACAGAUUCAAAGAUGCAAUGGGACAGAGCCCCAUGUGCGUUGUUACUGAUCAGGACCCGGACAUGAAGGUUGCUAUUGCACGGGUAUUACCUGAAACCCGCCACCGCUACUGUAUGUGGCACAUCAUGACCAAAGUUAGCGAGAAACUAGGUGGUAUAUUAGCGCAAAACGAGACAUUUCGCAAUAAACUUAACAAUAUUGUGUGGGAUGAAACCAUUGCCAUUGGUGAGUUUGAGGCACAAUGGCACUCGUUAAUGGAAGAGCACAACUUAACAGGGCACCGAUGGUUUACCAAAUUAUACGUGGAGCGAGAGUUUUGGAUUCCGGCCUAUUUCUUAGACUUACCCAUGAGUGGGUUGUUAUGCACCACAUCCCGGUCUGAAGCAGCGAAUAACGUGUAUGGGAAGAGUACCCGCCCGCAUUGUAGUCUGGUUGAGUUCUACAUGCAAUAUGAUAGCGUCCUUGAAACACAACGCCAUACACAGGAUAAACUAAAUGCUGAGAGUGAGGGGUCCUUACCUGAGUUCAAAACCCCUUUAGCAAUAAAGCGACACACGGCGCAGGUAUUCACCAUAAGAAUCUUUUAUGAGCUCCAAAAAGAGAUUGAAUCUGCGUGUUUUUACUGUGGGGUGGUAGGAAUCCAUAAAGAUAAUGGGGUGAUCCGUUAUGACAUUAAAGGGAGCUGUAGUGUUACCCAUACUGUUGAAUAUAAUCCGACUGGGGUUAGUGCGUCGUGCAUCUGCAAGUUGUUUGAAAGAUUAGGGAUGGUUUGCGAGCACAUGUUUUCGGUGUUUCGGGCUGCACAGCUAGAGAGCUUGCCACCUGAUUGCAUUGCUCCUUGUUGGUGGAGUAAGACAAUGCGUCAAACGCGAAUGCUGCAGGUAAUACAGGAUUUGAGGGAUGAAUUCUUGUGUGAUGGUAUGGGUGAUGAUCCAGCAAAGGGUAAUCGUUUAGCCAUUGCGACUUUGUGCGGUGUGCAACCUCCAGCCUCCAAAACUAUCAAACCUCCCGCACAAGCAAAAAACAAGGGGACCGCGAAGCGAAUUAAAAACCAACGUGAGUUAGCCAAAGAGAGAAGUGUCAAGGCAGUAAAGCCCCAUAUGUUAUUGCCUUUUGAGAUUUAA